This is a messenger RNA of Chironomus riparius, 2074 nucleotides long. The record is from the annotation of a GenBank genome assembly. NCBI's taxonomy places the organism in Eukaryota, Metazoa, Arthropoda, Insecta, Diptera, Chironomidae.
UAGUCUAGCCAUUAAGCAUUAAUUAAGUUUAUUCAGAACCAAUCAAACCAAAGAACCAAUUCCAAAAAAAAAACUAUGUAUCAAACUACAUGUGCAGCUGCUGGAGUGUGUGCAGAACAAGAUCGACCAGAUCCACUAAUUUCACAAGAACCUGCAUCGCUACCUAUUGAACAUGAUUAUUCAGGAUUUGAUAUCGUUAAAGCAACACAGUAUGGAGCGAUUGCUAGGGUGCGAGAGCUUGUUGAAGCUGGGUGGGAUGUGAAUCAGCCAGAUAGUGAAACGGUGACGUUACUUCACUGGGCAGCUAUUAAUAAUCGGAGGGAUAUCAUUGGUUACUUGCUGGAAAGUGGAGCUAUUGUCGAUGCCGUCGGAGGUGAACUCAAUGCGACGCCUCUACAUUGGGCAACAAGACAAGGUCAUUUGUCAGCGUGCGUGCAAUUAAUGCAAGCUGGCGCUGAUCCUAGUUUAAGAGACACAGAAGGAUGUUCUUGCAUUCAUUUAGCAGCUCAAUUUGGACACACAGCACUUGUUGCGUACUUUAUAGCUAGAGGUGUUAAUGCAGAUUUGAGGGAUAGGGGUGGAAUGACUGCAUUGAUGUGGGCUGCCUGGAAAGUUCAAGCUCUUGAUCCAGUCCGUCUCCUUCUAACCCUUGGUGCAAAUCCAAAUCUAAUGGACUCAACGCACGGAAAUACAGCUCUUCAUUGGGCAAUUCUUGCACGCAAUACAAUAGCCAUAAAUACUCUCGUACUGAAAGAAAAAUCUUCGAUGGACAUUCCAAAUAUGCGUGGUGACACGCCACUUAAGAUGCUUCAAGCACAUAUCGGUUCCGUUUGGAUAAGUGAUAAAGUACUAGAUAAGGUGAAGGAACUAACGCAGCAACAAAGCAACCUUAAGCGCGGGCGUCGCUGCCUUGUGAGAUUAUCAAUGGACAAAAGACUCAGAUGGUGGACAAUGGUGUCACUUCCAUUCAUCUUCUUCUACAUUACUGGCAUGAUUAUUUCCGUUGACACAUAUUUCAUUAUUAAGUUAUUCCUAUGUGGAUGUCUCUAUGCUAUUGCAUCGACUGUUGGACGUAUCAUGUUUGAUGAUCAUCUCCUUACAUUGUUACCGCUUAGUAUUUAUCUUGCAACAAAACUUUGGUUCUAUAUCACGUGGCUUGUCUACAUUUCACCUAUUGUGCCGGCAUUAACGACUUUCAUCUUUCUCGUAUCCUCUGGUGGCUUGUGGUACUUCUUUCUUAAAUCAUGGCGCGGAGAUCCUGGAAUUAUUCAACCGACUAUGGAACAGAGAUUUAGAACGAUUAUUGAGUUGUCUGAGAGGGGUGGAAGUGGAUUUGAACCAUCAGCAUUUUGUAGUGCUUGUUUGGUUAGGCGACCGGUGAGAUCGAAGCAUUGUAGUGUCUGUGACCGGUGUGUAGCUCGGCUGGAUCAUCACUGUCCUUGGGUCGGUAACUGUAUUGGCGCCAAAAAUCACAUACAUUUCAUUGGAUUUCUCUUUAUGUUGAUCAUCAUGUGCUCGUGGAUGUUGUAUGGAGGUUUCAUGUAUUACACAGCAACUUGUGGAAUCAAUUAUGAGGAUGGACUGUGGGCAGCUCUUCAAGUUGUGAAUUCUUGUACGCCAUGGAUAGGAUGGGUUAUGCUCAAUGCUUGUUUGCACUUUAUUUGGGUUACGAUUUUGUUGAUUUGUCAAAAAUAUCAGAUUGUGUGCUUAGGAAUGACAACGAAUGAGAGAAUGAACAGGGAUAGGUACCGCCACUUCAUAGCUAAAGGAGGAAAGUCACCAUUCGAUCGAGGUCCAUGGAAGAACUUAAUUGACUUUUUCGAGUGCAAACUCUUCGGACUUGUAAAGCCACAGUAUAAAAAUUGGUUGACAUUCUUCUGGUCUGAUUUUGACAACGACAACAAAGAUUCAGUAGAAGUGGAACCACUGCUGAGAGCAACGGACAAUUAUCAAUAUGUAUGAAUAAAGAGACGAGGUCGAGGUGUUGGCGAAAGAAAGUAAAACAAAAAUCAUAAAUUUGAACUUUUGUUGCAUUUUUAGAAAGUUAAGAAAAUUUAUUUUUGCUUAAAAAAAG